UUCUAUAGACAGUUGAGGCCGGCGACUGAGACUGCUUGACCAUUCGAGAACUUCUGAAGGGAAUCUGACACCAAACUGACAUCAAGUGCCUACAAGUACAACUAGCGCAUCAUUCGCUAGUCCAAUGCUCCUACCGCAGCAUGGAGUACGGAGUACGGAGUACGGACAUAACCAUGAAUCACCAUCCAUCACUGAACCAGAAGGUGUAGACAUCUCGAGAAGGAGUCUUCAUUUGUGAAUUCUUCGCAUGCCUUCAAUCAAGUAUCGUGAGUCAAUUGCUCGUCAGAGAACUACCGGCUAGUGUCUGUACUACAAUCCCCAUCGUCAAGACAGAGAUACGGACCACCACACCCCCUCCUCCCCCUCAUACUGAUACCAUCACCUCUUCCAAUGUCUCCAGUACUAGAUCUCGCCCCGGAGAUCCUGCAUCAAAUAUUCAUAGAUGUUCAGCCUACAGACCUGGGAUCGCUAUCUAUGACAUGUCAGUAUCUCAACCAGGUCAUUCGCAACGACGAACGUCUAUGGAGACACCACUAUCUCUCCCACUUUGUGAUCCACCAUUUCCGCUGCUGGGAUUCGUCUUAUAUUGACCGCUUCUCUAGGAUCCUCCUCAGCAAGACGGUGCAACUUUAUGGAUGGCCCGAACAACUCGUCUCAUCAAGACCCAGAAGAUUUUAGAAUCGGACAACGAGAGCGUCAAGGACGCUGCUCUUCAAGAAGUUUUGGAAACGACUCUCGAGUUGAUCGAGAAUUCACCUUCCGAAUCACCAAAGAACACCGACUUCCUCGCGACGCUUUUCAAAAAGGACUUGAAUAUCAGCACCUUCCUCUGUAAAUCCGGCCUGUUCUCUCGCGCCGCGCGUGGAAAAUGGACUGCUUCACCCAAUGCAUCGCUCCGGCAGCUUUCCGCCCGACUCCAUGUGCUCGGUGGAAUCAAUAUUGGCGAACCAUGGCCCAAAUGGGACGACCGGAAUCACCCAAAUCACCGUACUGCAAACCGCGACGACGGCCACUACGACCUUUUUGCCCAUCUUGACGAGAUUGGCUAUGUCAGCGCCAACGACGACGACGAUGACUACGACGAUGAAGAUGACGACGAUGAUGAAGAUGAUGGCGACAACGACGAAGAUACCGAUGGUCAUGAAUCCCCAGGACUUGGCUUACCCUCAGCUGAUGCACCUGAAGAGACAUCUACAUCCUCGGCAAGCACGUCGACGACUUUUUCACCGCAACCGAUUCGCUAUACCCAUCCUUUCGCUCGAUCCAAAGUCUACGACCUGCGCCGUUAUACAGCGGCCAACAUGUGGGGGCCUUUUACGGACGACGGCUCCGGAUGUGUCGACUGGGAAAAGGUCCAAGCCAUCAUGAUCAUCAUAGGGUUCAACUACAACUUGUACUCGGAUCGUCUCCGGCGCAGCUCGGCGCGCCCAGCCCGCAUCCGCCAGUCCAGCGGGAACGAACCCUGGGACGGGGUCUUCUCCGGCAUCGCCACCGACAGCUACGUCUCCUGUCGGAUGCCCGGCCAAGUCAGGCCCAGUAUUCGUCCUGAUCUCGACGCCCUUGACCCGUACGGCGUGACGGGAUCCUGGAUGCGCGUCGUCUGCUUCCUGGACUACAACGACCUCUACGCCUUCAACUUCAAAUCCGAUCCACCCGAGUCUACCCAAGACCGCGAACCCCUGACCACGCGUGAAGCUUUCCGUCUCCUUCGACUCCAGCUGAACGUGACGUCGGUCGAGGAUCCCAACCCAGAAGACGGCGAUGGCGACAUGCCCGUCGUGCACUUCCAGGGCACGAGCCGGAGCACCUCCAUGGCUUGGGAUCCCAACGCGAACAGUCAAAUCCGAGGCACCGCGAGGAAGACGGCGAGUGGUGCGAUACGUUGGACCACGUUUAGUCUUUUCCAUGGAGAGGAGCGAUGGCGGUCCGAAGGCGUACAGAUUGGCGGCCUCCGUUCCGCCCGCGGAAUUCUAGGUAACUGGUUCGACAAGGACUAUGAUGACCACGGUCCCGCGGGUCCGACGGCCUUUUGGAAAAUCAGCGACGACUUGAUCGAAGAGAGCCAGCCGCCGGGGAAUCAAUUUGCCAUGCUUCAAGCAUUGUUGAACCACCUCUCUGGCAACGAUUAAUUGAUGACACGCAGGCCUUUCAGUCCCUCCUGAGGAGAGGAGGGGAGGGACAGACGUACGCUCAACAACCGCCUGUUUCGUCCUCGUUCAAUCUGGUCGUACUCAAGUCAGACAAGGGGCUUCCGGCAUUUUGUCUGAAUGAAGGUGGUGGCCCGUCGAUGUUGAUGUAUUCUGGAAAUGUUGGGAUACUUCUUCCUCGGCGUGGAGGUAAGAGGGAGUGAUCAUAGCAAGGCAAGGAGAAAGCGCAGAGAACGCAGAGAUUCUCUGAGUGAGAGUGAAAUGUGACGCAAAAGAAGUAACGAUAAGGAUAUGCUGAGUAUGAUCUAUUGAAUUUAUGGUCCACGUAUGCGGUUGGUUCUUAGGGCAAUAAGUAGGUAGGGACACAGUAAUUGGAGUAUUCAGAAACA
Messenger RNA from Exophiala oligosperma, 2536 nucleotides. RefSeq lists its product as hypothetical. The transcript is spliced from 5 exons. Gene Ontology annotation, molecular function: protein binding. The coding region runs from base 636 to 2129 and encodes 497 amino acids. Lineage: Eukaryota; Fungi; Ascomycota; Eurotiomycetes; Chaetothyriales; Herpotrichiellaceae. The record is from RefSeq and is a predicted model, not a curated record.